Messenger RNA from Panicum hallii, 1564 nucleotides. RefSeq names its product UDP-D-xylose:L-fucose alpha-1,3-D-xylosyltransferase MGP4-like. The coding region runs from base 84 to 1145 and encodes 353 amino acids. The transcript has 4 exons. Gene Ontology annotation, cellular component: Golgi apparatus. NCBI's taxonomy places the organism in Eukaryota, Viridiplantae, Streptophyta, Magnoliopsida, Poales, Poaceae. Gene Ontology annotation, molecular function: glycosyltransferase activity. The record is from RefSeq and is a predicted model, not a curated record.
UAGAUUCCCACACUCCAGUCCAGUCCAGUCUUCCAUCUCCCGCCGCACGAAAGGCCGGAACCCCCGAUCUCCGGCGAGCGACAAUGUCGCUCCACCAGCGGCCGCACCAGAAGCCGGCGGCCGCCGGCGACGCCCUCCCCAUCUCCUCCCCCUCCGCCGGUACAGCUCCAUCCCGGCCGCUCCCCCUCCUCACGCUCCCCUACCUCUUCUCCCUCCUCGCGCUCCUCCUCUUCGCCGCCCUCCUCCUCCCCUGGGGCCCCACCCGCCCCUCCUCGGUCCCCGCCUCCCCGUGGCGCGCCUACACGCUCCAGGAGGCCGCGGCCUUCGCCGCCGCCGCGGGCAACGGCACCGUGCUCCUCGCCGCGGUCUCCGGGCCCUACCUCCCCUUCCUCUCCAACUGGCUCAUCAGCGUCCGCCGCGCCGGCCGCGCCGACCAGGUGCUCGUCAUCGCCGAGGACUACGAGACUCUAGACCGCAUCAACGCCGCCUGGCCGGGGCACGCCGUCCUCGUGCCCCCCGCGCCCGACGCCCAGGCAGCGCACAAGUUCGGAUCCCAGGGUUUCUUCAACUUCACCUCGCGCCGGCCGCGGCACCUGCUGCAGAUUCUUGAGCUGGGGUACAGCGUCAUGUACAACGAUGUCGACAUGGUGUGGCUCGCCGACCCGUUCCCCUACAUCGUCGGGGAUCACGACGUCUACUUCAUGGACGACAUGACUCCUGUGAAACCACUCGGUCAUUCGCAUGAGCUGCCACCGCCGGGUAAGAAAGGGAGGACAUAUAUCUGCAGCUGCAUGAUCUUCCUCCGGCCGACUGAAGGUGCCAAGCUGUUGCUAAGGAAGUGGAUUGAGGAGCUCAAGGAGCAGCCCUGGUCGAAGCAGAGGAAGUCAAAUGAUCAGCCAGGUUUCAACUGGGCUUUGAACAAGACUGCUGGGCAGGUUGAUGUGUACCUGCUGCCUCAGUCUGCAUUUCCAACUGGAGGCCUAUAUUUCAAGAAUAAAACAUGGGUCAAAGAGACAAAGGGCAAACAUGUCAUUAUACAUAAUAACUACAUCACAGGGUUUGAGAAGAAGAUAAAACGGUUCCGUGAUCAUGGGCUGUGGCUGGUAGAUGAGCACAGCGAUGAGUCUCCACUUGGCAGAAUAUGAGCAUGCUAUCAAGGCUGAAGCACAUCUCUGCCGGCAACAGCAUCGCAAUUUUGUAGCUGGUGCUUGACUUGCAGCCUGCCGAAUUUCCGCAGAACCAAACGUUGGACAAUGUUUGGUCCACCACGCAAGAUGCAGCACUCAAAGAUCAAAUGCUUAAUUCCUUAUGCAGAAUAUUUUAGUUGCUAACAUCCUGUUUGUUCCGUAUGUCAAGCCCUUGUAGAGGUAUCCUUUCCCAUGAGACCAUGAUGAUUAUUGUUUUGAUUGUAUUUGUUCUUAGAAAAUGGCAUGUUUGACGGGGAACGUUAAGAGUGGUUGAACAGAUCUCUCAGUUAGUACAUUGAUUGACUCACUUUUUGUAUAGCAUACGACUUUGUUAGCCUGUAUCAUCAUUACUGCAAGUAAGUUAUUGUUUUCAGCUA